This is a messenger RNA of Penicillium argentinense, 243 nucleotides long. RefSeq lists its product as uncharacterized. The transcript is spliced from 4 exons. NCBI's taxonomy places the organism in Eukaryota, Fungi, Ascomycota, Eurotiomycetes, Eurotiales, Aspergillaceae. The record is from RefSeq and is a predicted model, not a curated record. Bases 1 to 243 code for a protein of 80 amino acids.
AUGGCUGCCUCUAUUGCCCCUGAAUGCAACGAAAUCAAAGAAAAAUACGAUACUUGCUUUCUCAAAUGGUACAGUGAGAAAUACCUGCGUGGCAACACCACCUCAAAUGAAUGCGAGGAGCUGUUCACAAAGUACAAGACAUGCCUUAACAAAGUCCUCAAGGAAAGGGGCAUUGAUACCAUGCUAGAGGAUGCUCGAAAGGGCAGUAGUGAGACUGAUGCGGAGUUUCUCAAAAAGUCAUGA